GCGGCCCCGGCCCGACCCCGCAGCGCGCUGGCCAUGGGCUCCGCGGGCGCGGCGCUGCCGCCCCUGCUCCUGGUGCUGGGCAUUCUUCAUAACUGCUGUGAAGCCUACAAUGUUGGGCUCCUGGAAGCAAAAAUAUUUUCUGGUCCACCAAGAGAGCAGUUUGGAUAUGCAGUUCAACAGUUUAUAAAUGAACAAGGCAAAUGGUUGUUGGUUGGUUCACCCUGGAGUGGCUAUCCUGCGAACAGAACUGGAGAUAUAUAUGCAUGUCCUGUUGGUGUCUCCAAAACCACAUGCAAAAAAUUGAAUUUACAAGCUUUAAUAAAUAUUCCAAAUGUGACUGAAAUUAAAAAGGACAUGAACCUUGGCUUGACUCUGAUACAGAACUCAAAAACUGGAGGAUUUCUGACUUGUGGUCCCUUGUGGGCGCAGCAGUGUGGAAGACAAUACUAUGCAACAGGAGUUUGUUCUGAAAUCAGCCCAAGUUUUGAGAUCUUAAGAAGUUUUUCUCCAGCUGUCCAAAAGUGUUCCUCUGUUAUAGAUGUUGUGGUGGUUUGUGAUGAGUCAAACAGCAUUUAUCCCUGGGAUGCAGUGCGGGCAUUUUUGAAAAAAUUUGUACAAGGCUUAGACAUAGGCCUUAACAAGACCCAGGUGGGUUUAAUUCAGUAUGCUAAUGAUCCCCGAGUAGUCUUCAACUUGAAUACAUAUCAAACCAAGGAUGAGGUUGUUAAAGCAAUGGAGAAAACAUCUCAGAAGGGAGGAGAUCUCACUAAUACUUUCAAAGCCAUUGACAAUGCAAGACAGUAUGCCUUCUCAGCUGAGUCGGGAGGACGCCCGACAGCCACAAAAGUCAUGGUUGUUGUGACAGACGGCGAAUCACAUGAUGGCUCCAACCUGAAAACAGUGAUAGGUAAAUGCAAUGAAGACAAUAUAACCAGAUUUGGCAUUGCUGUUUUGGGAUACUUAAUAAGGCAUGAACUGGAUACUAAAAACUUAAUUAAAGAAAUCAAGGGAAUUGCAAGUCACCCAACAGAGAAGUAUUUCUUCAAUGUGUCAUCUGAGGCUGCGCUACUGGAAGAAGCAGGAACACUUGGAGAACGCAUUUUUAGUAUAGAAGGUACUGAUCAAGGUGAUACCUUCCAAAUGGAAAUGUCACAGGUGGGCUUCAGUGCAUAUUACUCACAAAAAAAGGAUGUUCUGCUGCUGGGUGCAGUUGGGGCGUAUGACUGGAGUGGAACAGUAGUUCAGGAGUCUUCAGACAGAGCCACCACCUUUCCAAGCCAUGUGUUUGAGAAGAUUCUACAGGACAGAAAUCAUAGCUCAUAUCUAGGUUACUCUGUUGCUGUUCUCUCAACUGUGAGCUCUGUCUAUUUUGUUGCUGGCGCACCAAGAUCCAACUACACUGGCAGAGUGGUGGUUUAUAAUGUUGACAGUGAUGGUAAUGUUGCAAUUGUGCAGUCACGGAGAGGCGAGCAGAUUGGCUCCUACUUCGGCAGUGUGGUGUGUUCAGUGGAUGUCGACAGGGAUUCUGUGACAGAUGUGCUGCUUGUGGGUGCACCAAUGUUUAUGAAUGACCUGAAGAAGGAAGAAGGGAGAGUGUACAUGUUUUCCAUCACAAAGAGAAUCUUGGAUCAACAAGAACUCUUGGAAGGUCCACAGGGGUCAGAAAAUGCACGCUUUGGAUCAGCAAUUGCAGCACUUGCAGACAUUGAUUUGGAUGGUUCUAAUGAUGUUGUAAUAGGUGCACCACUGGAAAACCAAAACUCGGGAGCAAUUUACAUUUAUAAUGGAUUUCAAAAGACUAUUCGUACCAAAUAUUCUCAGAAAAUUUUAGGAUCGGAUCCUGCUUUUGGACAAAAGCUCCAGUUCUUUGGAAGAUCAGUAGAUGGCCAUAGAGACUUAGAUGACGAUGGCAUUACUGACGUAUCAGUUGGUGCUGAUGGAAAUGUGGUCGUGCUAUGGUCAAGAGGCAUUGCAAAUGUGUCCAUAACUGCUUCAUUUAAGCCUGAAAAAAUCAGUCUGCUGAACAAGAAUACAGAUAUAACUGUCAAAAUAUGCUUUCAGGCUUCAUUUAGACCUGCUAAGAAAAAUAAUCAAGUGGCUAUAAAGUACAAUGCAACAUUGGAUGCAGAUCUUCAGUCCUCCAGAGUGACUUCUAGAGGAUUUUUCAAAGAAAAUAAUGAAAGGUACAUGCAGAGGGAUCUUGUGGUGCAGAAUGAAGAGAAUUGUGUUCAUGAUGUCUUCAGUGUACAAGAGCCUUCAGAUGCUGUGAAUUCACUUGGUUUGCGCAUUGACAUUGGCCUUGCAAAUCCUGGCUCCAGCCCUGUCCUGGACAUAUCUUCUCCAGCAUCUGUGGCCUAUAGUAUUCCUUUUAUUAAAGACUGUGGUGAAGAUGAACUUUGUGUCUGUGAUCUUGUUCUGAAUGUUCAGCAGAAGGCAGAUGAUGGCAAACAACAGUUUAUUGUCAGCAGCAAAAACAGAAGACUAACAUUCAACGUGAAAUUGAGAAAUAAAAAGGAAAAUGCAUAUAACACCAGAAUCCAGGCUACAUUUUCAGACAACUUGUUUUUUGCUUCAUCUUCUUUACCGAGUGAUGGGACUGAAGUCUCGUGUCAAACAGGAACAGCACAAAGUACAGUCAUUUGCCAAAUAAGCUAUCCUGUUUUCAGAACAGGACAACAGGUAUCAUUUGAUAUUAGCUUUGAUUUCAACCUUAAAAAUCUUCAGAAUGUGGCAGUUCUAAGUUUUCGUGCAUGGAGUGAAAGUAAGGAACAGCAAGACUCGGACAACCAGGUCGCCUUAUCAAUUCCUUUGCGAUAUGAUGCAGAAAUUCACUUCACAAGGCUUGCCAAUAUCAACUUUUAUGAAGUAUACUCUGGUCAUAACAUUCCUUCCACUGUGAAUAAUUUUGAAGAUAUUGGCCCCACGUUCAACUUCUCAGUUAAGGUAACAACAGGAAGUAUUCCAGUAAAGAUGGCAUCUGUAACAAUCAAUCUUCCCGAAAUGACCAGCAAAGGCAACCCAUUGAUGUACCUAACUGCAGUCACCACAGAUGAGGUCAGAGGUGUUACUUGUGAUGCUCAGAUAAAUCCACUGCAAAUAGGGAAAAGACCUUAUUCUCCAUCUUUCAUGAAAGAGAACUUCAGAGCUUCCAAAGAACUGAACUGUAAGAACGUGAAGUGCAGUACCAUCACAUGCAAACUGGAACACAUUGCACUGAAGGGAGAGUACUUUGUGAACGUGUCCACCCAAAUCUGGAAUGGAACCUUUGCUGCCUUAAUUUUCCAGACAUUACAACUCUCUGCAGAAGCAAAAAUUGAUACAAAUGACCCUGAAUUAUUUAUCAUUGGAGAGAAUACCCUAACUAUCCCAGUUACAAUAAUGAAGCCGGAUGAGAAAGCUGAGGUACCAGUAGGUGUUGUGAUUGGCAGCAUAUUGGCUGGACUCCUCUUGCUGUUGGUACUGGUUGCUGUUUUGUGGAAACUUGGCUUCUUCAAGAGACAGUACGAGAAAAUGACACAGGAUAUAGAAGAUGUCGAUGAAAUUGCAGAACUCACAAAGGACAAAGACUGAAGAUGAGUUACAUGGAUAAAGAGGAGAUCUGAGCCACCAAUAGUGGUUGUGAUCAGUCAGUUCUUCAGCUGGAGUGCCUUAAAGCUUAGUAACAUUUAAACAUUUUUAAUGAAAGUGUCUUUAUAGAUGAAAUAUUUUACAGAUUCUACUCUAUUGUAAGAGUAACUGCAGGACAGUUUGGUUUUUUCAAAAAUGAUUUAUAAUGCCUUUUCUUGUAAAUUUUUGCCUUUCAAACAAACUUAACCCUUAGAACUGGCAGGUCCGGAGUAUACAGUAACAUACUGUUCCAGCAGCCCUUCUCUUGAUCCACUGCAGAGUGAAACAGAAGAAUUUAUUUCAGAUUAUUGUGGAACAGCAUCACUUGGUAAUUCAGUUGACAAGUACCACAUGUGUUAAAGGACAUUUUCUAUUAAGCUGAUGAUGAAUGUGUGGUGAAUACUGCUUCCAGACUGGGAGAAGAAAAGUCAUUUUUUCAUUGACUAGCUCCAUCCUUAUUGUUUUAGAAAAAUAAUUUCCACCAGCAAACCUUUGCUUUAACUAAUCUAUAAACUGGGAACUGUGUAUGAAGAUGUCUGUCUGGAUGCUACAGGACAACUGGUUGGGCAAAGUCUUCCAAAAGUUCUUAUUUCUUGCACUAAGGUCACAACUAAAUUACUGAAGGAUAUUGUUUUGGGGAAGUAUUGUCAAAUAGUAUGUAUAACUGUCUUCUGCAUACUUUCUUCCUGAGAAGAAAAUAUGAAUUUCAUAAUCACUUACAGCAUGUUCUCUGCAAUGUUAUUACUUAUUUUCAUCUUGAGAAGCACUACUACUGUUAUGCUGGCCUUUAUACUCUCGGUCCCUCUGAUAUCAGUUUGGUCUUUGACAUAAAUAGAAAAGACAGUCAAGAUCUUGCCUUUAAUUCUGUACUGAAAGAUUUUGCAAGACUAAGAGCAUAGAGUGAACUAAAGGGGAUAGCUGACUGAGGACUUAUGCACGUUACAAAAGGGGAUAGUGAAGAUCUAAGCUCUGUAAAAUGUUUACUGCACUUACUUCUUUAGCAUCUCAGUGCCCUCCAGGAGACCAAAGUUCAGUACAACCUCCUUACCUACCACAUUUUUUUUGGUCCUACCUGUUCAUGUCUUGAUGAAGUUAACUUAUGUUUUAUACAGUGAAGUACUGUAGUGCUUUGGAAUGAGCUCUGAGCACAACACUUGAGUGACUUUGUGUUGGUUACACACCUCAAGUUUAUCACAUGCUGUUACGCUGCCUGGUUAUAAUGAAAGCUCAGUCUUAUACAAGGCCCAUGCUGUAAGACUGGUAACAGUCAGGGGAAUUGGCCUUUUGCUUGCCUUUCUCUCUCAUGCCUGUCAGUUACACUUAAAAUUGAUUGUGAGAGAAGAUGUGUGUGUUUUUUGUAUGCAUGCUGCCAUGCAAGUGAGAUUGUCUGCAACUUGAGGUGAUUUACUUGUAGAGUAAAACAUGCAAAUGUGCCUGAUUGAGAACACGAAGUCAUGGUUUCUUCCCCCCAAAGCUGGCUUGUAAUUAUGCUUAGGCACUUUUCCAUUAUUUUUUGAGGGACUAGGCUUAAGCACGUUUGAAAGUUUUACUCAGUCUUUUUUAAUAGCUAAUCAGUCAAAAGCCAACCAUGUCUUUGGCAAAUAACAGCUUCAUUUGCAGCAACAGCUGGAUUAUGCUCAGUGUAGUUUUAUAUGUGUUUUGAAUUUAUUUUGUAUCUAUGAAAUGUUAUGUUUUGGGACAUUUUGUUGCGGUUUUUCUAACAUUCUGAAAAACAAUUCAGAUUCUUAUAUCAAUUAUCAAACAAGAUUAUUGCCAUCAGCUAAGUCUGUGACCAACACAAAUAUUUAAAAAGUGGGGAAAAAAUAUCAAUUGCAUAAAUCUAAAGAAUAAGCUCCUGACUUGUAAUUAUAAACUUUGAGGGCAAAUGCUCUGAGAGUAGAAAGAAAAAAUUUGUCUGCCUCAAUUCUUAUAUAAACUUGUGCAGAAAAAAAUAAUGCCUACAGCCAUGUAUGUGGGAAGUUCCUACAUAAUCAGGGUCAUGCACUCCAGAGCAGAGAGGGAAUUUCACAAUACACCAGAUGGUAGAAUUUUCAAUUUCUGGUGCUGCCUACCAGGCAAUUCAGGCCUUGACCCAGAUUUCCUUCUUCUGCAUUCAGUGGGAAGUGCAGGUCAAUAUCAAAUAUGCAUCUUCUUUGGGGAUUUAACAGUUUAUCAAUCAGGUAGCAAUGAUUCAAUUCACUAGCCUUCACUGGGUUAUAUUUUGACACGGACAAUAUAAUUCUCCUUCCCAGCCUGGACACAAUACUGCUUUUCCAAAAUAAAGGGGAGACAUAGCAAUGGGUAAGGUUUUUGUAUUCUAACCUAACCACUCCAAGUUACUAGUUUAUUUUUCUUUUACAAUUAAUACUUAAAUGGAUAUUCAGUUUUUGUAAUGGCUAAGUCUGUUGCACUUUUAAGUUGGCACAACCACAAAUAAUACUGGAAAUAUUAUGUAUAUUUUGUAUUGUGUGCAAGGGUUUGGUUUGUUUUUUCCUUUUAAGUUUACUUUUUUAAAGCAGCAUGUUUUAAAUACCCUGAAAUUUUCAGCUUCAGCAUGUACUUCUCUUUGUGCUUGCAGCAAAAAAGUCAGCAAUACCUUCAGCAAACUCAAGUUAUAUCUGAUUCUGGUCUUGAAAUCUAGCUGCUGAUUUCCUGAAGUACUAGAAUCAAGUCCAAAAUCUGAGCAGGUUUCAUGUGAGCCUAUGUAUAAAAUUGGAAUAUACGAGAGAGUUUAUAAUAAAGUUGACUUCUAAAAGCUAGCAUGUAAGCUCUGUGGGAGCAGGGACUGUAUCACUGUGGUGGCCUGUCUGAGGGCCUAACAGCAUUACUGCAAUAAAACCCAAGACUACUGCUGAACACAGACUCAUUUAUUUUUAGACAGCACCCUAAAGAGAACCAGUGCUACUGAAAAAGCACUGCAUAAAAUGGGGCCAGAUAUGGCUUUGUCCCAGUAGCACACAGUGAGAACCUGAGGGUUUGACUCUGCUAGGUAGACAAAGACACUGCACCUGAAGUCUUGCAGAUCACAGUCCAGAGUGAAACAUAACCAGUAAGCUGUACUGUACUGUAACCCAGCUCACGUAAGCGCAAAAUAUUUGUAAAGCUCUAGCUGAGUAGAUGGUGUUAAAACGUUACCAUGGCCAGGCCUUCCUAUAAACAUGGGCUUAUUAUCACUGCUAUCUAAAAUCACAUCCCAUUCUGCCAGUCUCUGCACUUUAUCUAUUUACAGAAUUGGUCAGCAGUAGCUUUUCACAACUCUGGCUCUGGCUAUACCCCACCAUAUGCUGGAAAAGCUGAAUUCAACUUUUCAGCAGGAACAAUGUGGCAAAAGAAGAGAGGGAGGAACUUGGCUAUGAAUAGAAAGAUGACAGGAAGACAAUAUUGUCAGAAAGUACCACCUGAAAACUACACAUUUUUACAUAGCUUUUAAUUUCCACUUCCAAUUACUUCAUACUUUUACCAGUGGUACAUAAACACUUAGGUUUCAGGCUACCAGUUUUGACACUUCCAUCAUAGAAUAUCAGAUAAACCAAAUCUUAAGGCACAAAGUUCCGUCUUUCAGCAAGUCUUAACUGUCUGCAGAAUUACGAGCUAGAUUCCUUAUAUACCGACUUAUGUAUGUGCUGGUUUUGAUUGGGGCAGAGGUGCAGUAGUUAGUAUGGGGCUGUGUUUUGGAUUUCUGCUGGAAACUGUUGAUAACUCAGGGAUGUUUUAUCUGUCAGUAAGCAGUGCUCACAGGUUCAAGGCCUUUGCUGCUCUUCACCCCACCUCACCAGCAAGGAGGCUGGGGGUGCAUAGGAAAGUGGGAAAAGGACAGAGAUGUGACAACUGCCCACAACUGACCACAGGCAGUCGGAGUGUUUGGUGUUUGUCUUCCCAAGCCACUGUCACAUGCAAUGGAACUCUGCUUUUCUGAGUUUGACUCAACCUGCCUGCCAAUGGGAAGUGGUGAAUGCAUUCUUUUGUUCUGCUUUGCUUGCAUGAGCAGAUUUUACUUUCCCUAUUAAACUUCUAUCUCAACCCAUGAGACUUCACACUUUUACUCUUCCUAUUCUCUCCCCCAUUCCACUAGUGGCAGUGUGAGUGAAUGACUGGGUGGGGCUGAGUUGCUGACUGGGGUUAAAGCCCAUCCAAAACAGAACUACAACAAAAGAUUGCAAAUUAAAGACUAAAAGAAUUAAGGUAUGAAAAUGCAUCUCAAAAUCUAUAGCUAAUUACCUCAAUUUUUUAUUGCCUGUGAAAGUAAAUGAAGUGUACAUUUUCAUAGCUUUAAAAAAGUGUCCUACAUUUUAAGUGAACCUUUUUGUUCUCAGUUAAUCAGUCAAUUAUUUGUAUGCAAUCACAGGUUUUAGUAUGCUAGCAGUUUUUAAAAUGUACUUUCCCCUUAAAAUAGUCAAAAUGGAACUUCUAUAGAAAGAACUGCUACAAAGAUAGAUCGGGGUGCUAAUUUAUGGUAAGUUGAUACAAUCAAACUUUAUGGUGUGUUUGUUUUUCAAAAAACUGGCCUAAGGUACUCAAAGAAACUGGUAAUUUAUAGUCAUCAGUCUAUUCUGAACUCUUUUCAAUCACCUCCACAGGACAGUUAAUUGUAUUUAAUGGCAUUUAAUGCUCAAGGCUGUUUUUCACAGCAUUUUAAAAGGGAAAGGGCAGCACUGUCUGCUUUAACAUCUAAUUUGUUAAUAAUUAGAUUUACCAGUUCUUCCUUUUAAUGCUUCUGAAGCAACAAAUGAAUGUGCUACUCUAUAAAACUACAACUUAUUGGAACAGCUGUGCAUAAAGUGAGCAGAGAGAAAGGCCAAAAAUCUAGUUCAAAGUUGAGCAUCUAAAGGCUUCAUUCCUGAGUGCAGCAGUGCCACUUUCAUGAGCAACAGCCAAAGUGAGGGCCUGUAUUUGCCAGCAUGGGCAGCACCUGAGCUCAGCCAUCUCUUGGCUACCAUCUCCUGGGGAGGCCCCUUAUAAAACAACCCCUUCCUCCCCCGCCUCACUAUUCCAUGACAAUCCAUCAGCUGCUGUUUUCAUCGUAUGCAUCAGGCUGAGCUUGAGAACAGAGCACAAGGCUCAAAAUCAGGAAAGGAAACUCUUAAAAUCAAUCAGUGCUGGUACAUGGAUGUUCAGCCAGACAAAGGGGUGGAUCAGUGUAUUCAAAUUUUGCCAGCCAAGACUAAAGCAUCUUUUCAGUAGGACAAAUUAUCGCUCUGAAGACAUGCACUUCCACAGACAGCCCUCAUCUGGCAGAUAUCUACAGGAAUCACAUGGUGACCCUCUGGGUCUGUAGCAUUUGUGUUUGGGAACAUUGCUCUAUGCACCAGAGCCACCAACUCAACACAGCUGGCCUCAUGAAGAGGUGGGAUUAGCCUUUACUCUGGACAAGGAAGAGAAACAGCUGGACUCAUCCCAGAAAGCUGGGUCUUCCUUGUAGACAGAUCUGCAGCUGUCUAUCCUCCCACUCAAUGGACCUCACCAUAACACAGAGUAGCCCUCAUCCAGCACUGUAGUUCUGCAUGUGUGGACAGCAAGAAUUGCAACAACAUCUUUUCUUAACACACAUUGAGACACUGCUGGGAUUCAUCCCUUGGCCUGGCAAUUUGUAAAUGCUUCUGGGACACUUCAGACACAGCUUAAGCAUUUAUCUUAGAAUACAGUAAUCUGCCCUCUUAUGAUAAUACUGCCCUAGCAGAGAGGGCAGCCCUACAGAGGGAGGCAGAACACUGAGCAUGAACUUAAAUUUCAGUGAGAUACAUUUUACCUCUAAUUAGCACACCAUCCCUCCCAGAAACAUUUCCAUUUCGCUUUUACAUGCCAGCUGAAGAACCCAAAGUUACACAAGACUGAUAUAUCAUUGUUCCAGAACAAAGCAGUACUUGCCUCAUGCACAGCUAGGGACAAAAAAUGACAUUUCAUUGUCUUUACCAUGGCAGCAUACACACAUUGUAACACUCAGCUGUGACUCAGUACAACAUCUCUUCCAUUCAUUGUUCCUGGUCACUGUGGGGAAGUACACAAUUAUUCUCUCUUCUGCACCCUUCUUCCCAGCUGCAUUGCUGAUGGGGAAGGUGCACUUAAGGUCACCCUGGAAAAAUCUUCCAGGAGACUGCAGUGCUAGAAAGGCACUAAAGAGACACUACUGCAACUCAGGAAUUGCCCCUGAUCAUGGGGUCCCAAAUAGAAUUUAACAAUGGUAACAAAGAUAUACUAUAGAUUUUCUGUAUCAGAGCACAACACUAGUAUGGAACCACUGCAUAAGUUUUACUUAAUUCAUAAAAUAUCCACUGAAAAACAAGCUAACAUUUAUUUUUGUGAAAUUAAUACACUAAUUAGUUGCAUAGUAACAGCAAACAUAAACAUGGAAAAAUGAACACCACGUAUGAAAAAGCUCAUGUAUUUCUUUCUCUUCUAAAGUGAAAAAUAAUUCUUUCACAAGGCAAGUGAUUGUGCUCAGUAUUCUGUACAAUUCCCAGGAAAAAUGACAUUCAAACAGCAGAGGGCUUCUCUCCAACCUCCAAAAAAACCGAAAACUCAGUCUUGUACUUGACCACCUCUGCUUAGAUAAUAAGGCCCACAUGGUUUGUAGAAUGUGUUAUCUGUAAACAUGCAAAGAGCAGCUGCUGUCCUGCAGAUGAAGGCCUGACUUCCACUGAGGAAAGUACAUCAAUAAUUUAAUAAUCACAGUUUAACAAUGUUUCUGCCUGAAGCUGUAUGUUUCCUUAAAAUUGCUUAAUUCAGAUACAGUAACUAAGUAUUAAAAGUGAUUAAAAUCCCUGGGGGAAAAAAAACGAUCAUGACCUACUUUCCCCAUUUUACUUUGUGCAACUAGAAGUUGUUAGUAGAUUUUUGCAGACACAAUAAAAUACAAUAUACAGCUGAAGCUUCACUAGUAUGUGAUGUAAUGAUUACAGAAUCAAAGACUGGUUUGUGUUGGAAGGGACCUUACAGAUCAAGUUGCAACCAUCCUGAUAUAGGCUGGGACACCUUCCACUAGACCAGGUUACUCAGAACCCCGUCCAGCCUGACCCUGAACCUUCCCAAGAAUGGGGCAUCCACAGCUUAUCUGGGCAACCUGUGCCAGUGCCUCCCCACCCUCAGAGUAAAGAAUUUAUUCCUAUUAUCUGAUCCAAGCCUACCCUCAGUUCAGCUUAAAGCCAUUCCCCCUUGUCCUUGUGAAAAUUCCCCCUCCAAACUUACUGUAAGCCCUGUUUAGGUACUGAAAGGUGAUGUAAGGUUUCUCUGGAGCUUUCUGCAAGCUGAAAAACUCCAGCUCUCAGCCUGUCUUCAUAGGAGUGGUGUUCUAGUGCUCUGAUAAACUUAGUGGUCCUCCUCUGGACUCAUUCCAACAAAACUUCUUGCACUGGGGGCUCCAGAACCAGAUGCAGUGUUCCAGCAGGGUCCCUUGAGGGCACAGCAGAGGAACAGAAUCAAACCCUUUGACCUGCUGGCCCUGCUGCUUUCGGUGCCGCCCAGGACAGAGCCAGAUAUCUCGGCUGCAAGUGCACAUUGCCAGCUCAUACUGAGCUUUUUGUUCACAAAUACCCUCAAGUGUUUCUCCCCAGUGCUAGUCUUGAUCCAUUCUCCCUCCAGCUUGUACUUGUGAUUGGGAUUGCCCUGACUCAGGAGUACGACCUUGCACCUGAAUUAUAAAUAACUAUAUAUGAUAUAGGAACAUAUAUAUGAGCAACUGAGCAAAUCAUUUUGCAUUACCUUAUUUUCCUUCACUUGUAUCUACCUUGUCUACACUGAUAAUGAC
Molecule: messenger RNA, 11347 nt
Organism: Melospiza georgiana
Lineage: Eukaryota; Metazoa; Chordata; Aves; Passeriformes; Passerellidae
Gene: ITGA2
Product: integrin subunit alpha 2
Exons: 30
Coding region: 34-3570 (1178 amino acids)
Biological process (GO): cell-matrix adhesion; cell adhesion mediated by integrin; integrin-mediated signaling pathway
Cellular component (GO): integrin complex; external side of plasma membrane
Molecular function (GO): integrin binding
Source: RefSeq, a predicted model, not a curated record